AAAAAGAAUAUAGCGCACACAGAGAGUGUGUUUGUUUUUGUUGAGCCGUAUUAGCUUCAGCUUCAGUGGAGAAGCAAAGCACAUCGUUGCUUCUUCGUUUCUCUUCUUACUUCUGAUCAAUUGUUUAGCGCCAAGUCGGCGAUUUCACGGAAACGCUCCGAGUUCGUGUUUGCAUCUCUGUGAGACAAAAAAAAACUUGAAAAUCUCGAGUUUUCCGCCAUUGGAGGCGAUCACUGAUUAAGUUAAGUAGAGGAGGAUGGAGAUGGAUUUGAUUGUCACACCGGAGAAGCAGAGGAAUCGUCAUGCAGUGAGGUUGGUGAAAACUCCUGUGAGAAGGAAGUUGAUAGCUGAUGAUGAUGAUGAUGAUGAUCACGAGAAGAAAGGGCAAUCAAGAACUACUGGUGGUGGCCUUCGCCAGUUCAGCGUUAUGGUGUGCCACAAGUUAGAAGCCAAGAAAAUCACUACAUACAAGGAGGUUGCAGAUGAAAUCAUUUCUGAUUUUGCAACAAUUAAACAGAACGCAGAGAAGCCUUUAAACGAGAAUGAGUAUAACGAGAAGAACAUAAGGAGGAGAGUCUAUGAUGCACUCAAUGUCUUCAUGGCCUUGGAUAUUAUCGCAAGGGAUAAAAAAGAAAUCCGUUGGAAGGGGCUUCCCAUUACCUGCAAAAAGGAUGUCGAAGAAAUUAAGAGGGAUCGAAAUAAGGUUAUGAAUAGUGUGCAAAAGAAGACUGCUUUCCUUAAAGAUUUGAGAGAAAAGGUCUCAAGUCUUGAGAGUCUUAUGUUGAGAAAUCAGGAGAUGGUUGUGAAGACUGAAGGCCCAGCAGAAGGUUUUACUUUACCUUUAAUUCUACUUGAGACAAAUCCUCAUGCAGUUGUCGAAAUAGAGAUUUCUGAAGAUAUGCAACUUGUUCACCUUGACUUCAAUAGCACGCCAUUCUCGGUCCAUGACGAUGCAUACAUACUGAAACUGAUGCAAGAACACAAGCUGCAGCAAAACAGAGCUUCUUCUUCUUCCUCUACACAUCAUCAAUCUCAACAUUCUUCUUCCAGUUCUUGCAUUGCUUCUGGAACCUCAGGCCCGCUUUGCUGGAACUCAAGAUCCAGCUGAUACUCGGCUGACGGAGAAACCGAUGAUUCUCUCCCCUAGUCUUCAAGAAAGGAGAAGAACAACAAGUGAGAGAGCCUGUAAAUUUACAAUUCAUAGGCCAAUAUCAAAUAUUCAAAUUUUUGUUUAUCCAAUUUUUCCUUUAUAAAUGAAACCUCGUCUACUUUUCUAUUAGAAAACCGAUACGGUGUAAUUUUUACCUGAGUUUUUUAUUUAUUUAAAACAAACUGAACCGAAUUGAA
This is a messenger RNA of Brassica rapa (field mustard), 1347 nucleotides long. Its product is annotated as transcription factor-like protein DPA. Gene Ontology annotation, cellular component: transcription regulator complex; nucleus. The record is from RefSeq and is a predicted model, not a curated record. Lineage: Eukaryota; Viridiplantae; Streptophyta; Magnoliopsida; Brassicales; Brassicaceae. Gene Ontology annotation, molecular function: RNA polymerase II transcription regulatory region sequence-specific DNA binding; DNA-binding transcription factor activity, RNA polymerase II-specific. Gene Ontology annotation, biological process: regulation of transcription by RNA polymerase II; regulation of cell cycle.